GUGUUUAAUCCGAAGAACUUCAGACAUCCUCUCCAAAUACCUGCCAGUGAAGAUUGAGCAGGUGGUCUGCUGCAGGCUGACACCUCUGCAAGCUGAGCUGUAUAAGAACUUCCUGAAGCAAGCCAAGCCAGUGGAGGAGCUGAAGGAGGGCAAAAUCAGUGUGUCAUCUCUCUCCUCCAUCACUUCCCUGAAGAAGCUUUGCAAUCACCCUGCUCUUAUCCAUGAUAAAUGUGUGGAAGAGGAAGAAGGUUUUAUGGGAGCCCUGGACUUGUUCCCUGCUGGCUACAGCACCAAAUCUGUGGAGCCCCAGCUUUCAGGAAAGAUGCUGGUUUUGGACUACAUCCUUGCUGUUACAAAAAGCACCAGUAACGACAAGGUGGUUUUAGUGUCUAACUACACUCAGACACUGGACCUAUUUGAGAAGCUCUGCAGGAACAGAAGGUAUUUAUAUGUCCGGCUGGAUGGCACCAUGUCCAUUAAAAAGAGAGCGAAGAUUGUGGAGCGAUUCAACAGCCCCUCGAGCCCUGAAUUUAUCUUCAUGUUAAGCAGCAAAGCAGGUGGCUGCGGUUUGAAUUUGAUCGGGGCUAACAGACUGGUUAUGUUUGACCCAGACUGGAAUCCAGCUAAUGAUGAGCAGGCCAUGGCUCGUGUGUGGCGGGAUGGCCAGAAGAAGACAUGCUACAUCUAUCGACUGCUUUCAACAGGGACCAUAGAGGAGAAGAUAUUCCAACGCCAGACCCACAAGAAGGCCCUCAGCAGCUGCGUGGUGGAUGAAGAGCAGGAUGUAGAAAGGCACUUCUCACUUGGGGAGCUGAAGGAGCUCUUCACACUGAAUGAGACCACCACCAGUGACACCCAUGACAAGAUCAAGUGUCGUCGCUGUGUGAACGGCCACCAGGUACGGCCCCCUCCUGAAGGGUCCGACUGUACCUCCGACCUCUCCCAGUGGAACCACUGUGCCGAUAAGCGGGGGCUGCAGGACUCCGUGCUGAAGGCUGCAUGGGAUGCUGCCGUCACCUUCACCUUUCAUCAUCACUCCCAUGAGGAGCAGCGAGGGAUUCCCUGACAGGUUACUGUCCCCUGUGGGGGCAAGGGCAGGCUGCUGUGGCAGUCCACCCUGCUUUAAUCCCUUUCAAGGAAAGGGGCAGUAUGUGCUGGAUUGUUGUGUGGCUGUGGAUUAGCAGGGCAGCAUGGUUUCGGAGAGGCUGGAAGGCCCUUAGCAUUGGUCAGUCUACUGCAACAGCAAGGAGUCCAUGGCUUUUUCUCUGCUGUUGUAUUGUGUGCCUGAAAAACAGCUCUUUGGGAACUGGGAAUAACUGGACCCUGUGUACUUAAUCAGAUUCAG
Messenger RNA from Pelecanus crispus (Dalmatian pelican), 1345 nucleotides. The record is from RefSeq and is a predicted model, not a curated record. Lineage: Eukaryota; Metazoa; Chordata; Aves; Pelecaniformes; Pelecanidae.